AUGAGGUUACAAUGUUAUACCAGAAACAUGGAGCCACCAAUAACCAUUGUGCACUUAGAGUGUGUGGCCUUGUUCAUAUUGUGCACAACAGUGUUUGUUUCCGCUACUUCUCAGCAGAAAGAGGCGAGUUACCUGAAAAUGGUGGUGAACGCGAGCAAGUUGCCAGUGGAAGAUUACUACGACUACAUCGUCGUGGGUGGUGGCACUGCGGGGUGCCCACUGGCGGCGACACUCUCACAGUCGUUUAGGGUGCUUCUGCUGGAACGAGGGGGCGAUGGGCGGGGGAACCCCAACCUGAUGAACCAAGAAGGGUUCUUGAGCAACCUCUUGAACACUGACAAUGAGGACUCUGCCACCCAGGCUUUCAUUUCCGAGGAGGGAGUCCCCAACGCCCGUGGCCGAGUUCUUGGGGGCAGCAGCGCCAUCAACGCCGGCUUCUACAGCCGAGCCCACCGCGAUUUCUUCGGGAAUUCGGGCUUGCACUGGGACCUGACGCUGGUGAACCACUCGUAUCAAUGGGUGGAGAAGGAAAUCGUCUUCAAGCCCAACCUCAAGACGUGGCAAUCGGCGGUUCGCGAUGGCUUGCUGGAAGCAGGGGUCACUCCCUACAACGGCUAUACUCUCGACCACGCCAAGGGAACCAAGAUUGGGGGCUCCACCUUCGACAGCUCCGGCAGACGACACACCUCUGCGAAUCUUCUCAGACACGCUCGUCCAUCCAACAUCAAGGUUGCUGUUUACGCCACCGUGGAGAGGCUGCUUCUCUCUGGUUCCAGCGCCAUCGGAGUCCUCUACCGCGACCGGAGAGGGAUCCACCACCACGCAUUCUUGCUGGAACACGGAGAGGUGAUUCUGUCGGCCGGUGCCAUUGGAAGCCCUCAGCUUCUUCUUCUGAGCGGAAUCGGUCCCAGGCCUUAUCUCUCUUCCUGGGGAAUCCCCGUCGCUCACCACCUUCCAUACGUAGGACAUUUCCUCUACGAUAAUCCCAGGAACGGAAUCACCAUUCUCCCCUCCCUUCCACUCGACCAUUCUCUCAUCCAAGUCGUCGGGAUUACCGACUCCGGCGCUUACAUCGAGGCCGCAUCUAACGUCGUUCCUUUCAACUCCCCUCCCCACACCGCCUUCGUCCGCUCCCCCCUCUACCUCACCGUCGCCACCCUCAUUUCCAAGAUCUCCGGCCCUCUCUCGGCCGGCUUUCUCAGACUCGCUUCCACCAACGUCGACGCCAAUCCCAUUGUGAGGUUCAAUUACUUCAACAACCCCCUUGACCUGGAGCGCUGCGUCAACGGGAGCAGGAAGAUAGGGCAGAUCCUCGGGAGCAGGGCCUUGAAGGACUUCAAGUUCACUAACUGGUUGGGGGAGCCAGACUUCAGGUUUAUUGGCCCCGCUUUGCCCCUUCACCAAACGGACUACUCUCGCAUGGCCGAUUUCUGCCGCCGGACUGUCUCCACCAUUUGGCACUACCACGGCGGCUGCGUCGUUGGCAGGGUCGUUGAUCCCCAUCUCAAGGUCAUCGGAAUCUCUUCCCUUCGUAUUGUUGAUGGAUCCGUCUUUAGCGUAUCGCCUGGAACCAAUCCUCAGGCCACCCUCAUGAUGCUCGGACGGUAUUUUGGGUUCAAGAUUCUCAGAGAAAGGGACGCAUACAAAUGA
This is a messenger RNA of Sphenostylis stenocarpa, 1650 nucleotides long. The record is from the annotation of a GenBank genome assembly. Lineage: Eukaryota; Viridiplantae; Streptophyta; Magnoliopsida; Fabales; Fabaceae.